Messenger RNA from Cooperia oncophora, 672 nucleotides. The record is from the annotation of a GenBank genome assembly. Lineage: Eukaryota; Metazoa; Nematoda; Chromadorea; Rhabditida; Trichostrongylidae.
AUGCAAAAUAUACAAGUUGCGAUGAUCAUCGAACGAUCUGUCGCCACAAUAUGGGUGGAUACCUAUGAGAAGAAAUGCCGAUUUUUUGGUGCUAUUCUCGUCACUAUUACGCUGUUGUUGACUGUUUUCGAAACUGGUAAUGGAUACAGUGAUAUUUUGGCUAAUUAUUUAAUGACAAAUAGUUUGAUGAUAACCGAAUCGACGGCCACAAAAGUGACGACCGCUUUUGCUGUGAUUUUCGUUGUUUGCUGCAUAUCACUGCUCAUUAUUAUAUCACAAUACUGCUUCAGUUUACAUCGGAGGAAACGGAAGCGAUAUCUGGAGAACUUCAGGAGAACGUUGACUUCUCGCUAUCAAAAUUCUGAGAAUAUUUUCACAUCGGGAAUGCUCUGCGUUAUUUCGUCAAUUCAACUGACAACAUUCGCCAUCUACGGCUUUUUCAUGACUUAUCUUAGAUUGGUGCUCUACGACAGUCCCAUGUACGAUCCAUACAAAGAAUGUGUCUAUACAGUUCCCCUGUGCACACUACUGUUACCGUUAGCUGCAAUCAUUUGCAUAGAAGUGUCCAAGAGAAAACGGUUGAAUGGGAUCCAAUCGAUGGUUAUGAUGCCGACGAGCGGUACGGAAGGCUGGCAGAACUAUGAGCAACAGCUAAGGCAACAAUGGAGUUGA